CUCCGACGACACCCCGACGCCGCCACUCGUUCCCAGAGCUGAGCGGACCACAUCGUCGCAUCCUGUUCUCCGUCUGAAAUUAUCAUCUACAAUUAAAUAAAUAUUUAAUACAAAUCAAUUCGUCGUUAUCAUGUUACUGGCCAGUUUAACCGCGGCUUUCGCGGUUCUUUUCGUUGUUAACGCCAUACCAGCGCCUACCAACAAAGAUGGCGUUCAAAUCGGCGAAUUGCCGGAUAAUUGGGACCAGACAAAAGACGACACUCAAUCCUUGUUCCUCAACAAGAGUGACAAGAAUGACCUGGAACCGUACCCGCUUGCCUUAAGCGAGGAAGGUAACGUAGAAGCAUACGAGCAGAAUGUUGACCAACGUUUUGAUAACCCACAAUCCACCGGCGAAUUGGACAACUUGAUUAUGCGGUCGGAACUGUACGGAGAGCCGCCGUCCAUGAAGGGUCUAUCAUCCGGGUACGACUCUCGCCGACGCAAGCGCGGAAGUGGCACUAAAGUGGGAGGAGCGGGUGCAGCCACUAAAGUCGCUACUAAAUCUGGAUCGGGAAAAAAAAACAUGAAGCCCGAGGAUGUCCUUUCUUCAGUAGAAUCCACGUCUCAAGAUCACGAUGUCCAUCGUCUCAAGCGGGGAAGCGGAACUAAAGUUGGUGGAGCAGCAGCGUCGGCGAAAACGGCUACAAAAAAUUCUGGUGGAAAUAAAAAGAACUUUAGACCUAUUUCCGAUCGUCGCAAACGUGAUUCGGGUUUGAGCGCCGCUGAUGUCCGAGCUCUAUUAAAUCUUUGGGAGGCUCAGGAACGCAGGAAGCAAGAAUGGAACGCCAACCCGUGGGCAGCGGCCACGGAACACAACGGAUGGUACAACCGAAUGAAUGCACUAGACGACGAGCAGCCUGAAGUGGACGAGAAUGGCGAUGUUUGGUACAACGAGCCGGUCGUAGUGGGGCCCCGCGAGAGAGAUUUCCCGCGUCAUUCUUACUUUUCCGAACAGAACCGCAUGGCGCUUACUCAUGGCUUGCCGGACUUAUACCAAGUAGACCCGAAUGAGAUGGCGCAAAGGUAUGAAGAAGCUCGUCGUAAGAGGCAGUACGCAAACAAGAUGAAGCGAUUCAUGGUGGCAAGGAAGCGGUCGGAUGGCAUGAUGCACCAGAAUAACUACCGUCCCCGCGACGAUCUCUACACCCUCGCCGAGCUGCUGCGCUCCGCUCCUCGUGUGCAGGAGCAAGAUAUCCCCGUUUAUCGACGACUGAUUCUUUAAACGCAUUCUAUAAUGAUGCUUAUCCCUUAAAGAAUUCCUUCUAUAUUUAAAUUAUUUCUCUGUAACUCGGUGUUAAUUGAUAAAAAAAUGUAAGAAUAGGUUUUUCCGCUGAAUGGGCGAUUACAAAGUUUCACAUAUAUGGAGAUUAUUUCGCAUUUAAUUCUAUGUGUAGUUCAUAGUUACAUACCAAAUUAGAUUUAAGGCAUAUAGAACUAGAUAAAUCUUAUGUUUAUUUGUUUACUUUUUUACAUUAUGGCCUAACAUAGUAUAAAACAUGAAAUAUGUGUCAUGCUGAUUAUGUUUGUUCUACUCUUCUCUACCUCGGUUUCUUACAUAUCUUUUUAAUCAAUUCAGGAAUACGGACAACUUGUAGAUGUAUUUUCAGGUUCGAAUAUAGUUGCAAAUGGUGAGGUAAAACUUCACAUUUUAAUGGUAUUUAGAUGUAUUCGAUGUAUGGAAAUGGUAUUAACACUGCUAUAUUAAAUUAGUGUA
Molecule: messenger RNA, 1756 nt
Organism: Papilio polytes (common Mormon)
Lineage: Eukaryota; Metazoa; Arthropoda; Insecta; Lepidoptera; Papilionidae
Gene: K5
Product: putative neuropeptide precursor protein
Exons: 5
Coding region: 131-1264 (377 amino acids)
Source: RefSeq, a predicted model, not a curated record